CCUCUCUCAAGUCUCAACGAGAAAGAGGAGAGACGAUUUUUGUCAUUCCAAGCAACUGAAAAAACUCGUUUAUAGUAGCCUAGAGCGAGAAGCAGAAAUCCUUUUAGAGAGAGAAACCGACGACGCUGUGAGCUCCAUCCUGAAGCCAAUUGGUGAUGGUCUUCUCUGCAAUCUGUUUUGCUUUGCACAUGUACAACAAUUCCCGUUGUUGAUGCAUUGGAGAUUCUCUGAGAAGCUUUGAACAAUUCGAAGUUUCAGGUUUCGUGCUCUGGUAAUAGAAGGUGGUUUUGAAUUUCCUUUCAAGAAAAUCUAAACACAAAAAGAAGCCUUCGAUGGGUUCAAUUGCAGAACCAGUCCAAGAAAUAACAGUCAGCAAGCCCCCAGGAAUUCGAUUUGUAGAGUACAUAAAAAGAUCAGCUAUUUCUUACCGAACGUAUCAAGCCAUUGUCCUAAUAGUAACAUUUUUCGCGUACACAGCCUACCAUGCUACGCGAAAAACUACCAGCAUUGUGAAAAGUGCACUCGAUCCCCAAUCACCAGAUGAGAACUUGAAAUCCCCCUUCUCAUGGAGAAGGGCUUAUGCACACAAGCCAUUGGAAAACAGUAGAAAUUCACGGGUGCUUGGAGCCGGUUGGGAACCAUUUAAUGGUUCCGAAGGUACAUCAUUGCUCGGGGAACUUGAUGUGGGCUUCCUUUUUGUUUAUGCAAUUGGAAUGUUCUUCUCUGGGCACGCAGGCGAUCGGAUAGAUCUUAGACAAUUUCUGACUAUAGGAAUGGUGGGAACUGGUUUAUUCACUGCUUUAUUUGGAGUUGGGUAUUGGGCGAAUGUCCAUAUCUUCUAUUACUACUUAACAGUCCAAAUUCUUGCUGGAUUAUUCCAAUCGACUGGUUGGCCUUCUGUAGUUGCAGUCGUAGGUAAUUGGUUUGGCAAGAAGAAGCGAGGACUUAUAAUGGGUAUUUGGAAUGCUCACACAUCGAUUGGGAAUAUUACGGGGUCUGUGGUUGCUUCUAUGUUGUUGAAAAAUGGAUGGGGUUGGUCCAUGGUUGUUCCCGGUCUAGGUAUAACUUUUAUUGGGAUAGUUGUAUUUCUUUUGUUGCCAGUGAGUCCUGAAUCCGUUGGAGCUAAAGUAGACGAAGAUGAUCUCCCCUCUCCCAAAAAACUAUGGGAAGAAGUGAGAGAACCUCUGUUGAAACCAGAGGUCGAAGAGGAGUCAGCUGUUGGGUUUUUAGAAGCAUGGAGAAUUCCCGGGGUUGCUCCUUUUGCUCUCUGCCUUUUCUUUGCUAAGUUGGUGGCCUACACAUUCCUCUACUGGCUUCCUUUCUACAUUAGCCACACAGCUAUCGAGGGAAGGUAUGUGUCUAACGAGGAAUCUGGGACUUUAUCUACAUUGUUUGAUGUUGGAGGAGUGGUUGGAGGGAUCCUAGCAGGCCACAUUUCUGAUCGGUUAGAUGCACGGGCCAUUACAGCCGCAAGUUUCAUGUACUGUGCAAUUCCAGCUCUCUAUUUCUACAGAAGCUACGGACACGUUUCCAUGACCGUAAAUAUCAUUCUCAUGUUGAUCACUGGCAUGUUUGUGAAUGGACCAUAUGCUCUUAUAACAACUGCAGUUUCGGCCGACCUGGGAACACACAGCUCGUUAAGAGGGAAUUCCAGGGCCCUAGCCACAGUCACGGCUAUUAUAGAUGGGACGGGUUCCAUUGGGGCCGCCUUGGGUCCACUGCUAACGGGAUACAUUUCCACCAAGAGCUGGAGUGCAGUAUUCACAAUGUUGAUGGUAUCAGCUCUAAUAGCUGGCUUACUUCUAACAAGACUCGUUGUGGCCGAGGUGGCUGCAAAGAUCCACUCGAAUAGGUCAAGGCCUUCUACACUUGUAUGAAUUCGAGAUUCUUUUUUCCGCGUGAUACUCUGUCUCAAGUUAAUAUCCCAAGAGAUUAUGGACGAAGAGAAUAUGGGAUCGAAUAGGAGAAGGUGUUUUACACAAUUUGAAAUUUGAAAUUAAGGAAAGAGUGGCACUUCCCUUGAAAGUACAUUUUGUGCAGAUUCUUGUUUGCAUUCAACCUGUAAAAGCCAGAAUAUCAUUUGUAACCUUCUCAUUUGUUGUAUAUAGAAGCAGCUUAUGGAACAACAAUUUCUUAAUACAGCUAGAGAAUGAUGUCUUUCUCAAUUAUUGAGAACCCAUAAGUGGAUCUUUUGAUGCCUCUGACGGUCGUUUUACAAUUUCAACUUGUACUUUUCUCACCAAUACGAAAGCAGUAGAAAUUGUUUAUUUA
This is a messenger RNA of Olea europaea var. sylvestris, 2271 nucleotides long. RefSeq names its product putative glycerol-3-phosphate transporter 1. Gene Ontology annotation, cellular component: membrane. Gene Ontology annotation, molecular function: glucose 6-phosphate:phosphate antiporter activity. Lineage: Eukaryota; Viridiplantae; Streptophyta; Magnoliopsida; Lamiales; Oleaceae. The coding region runs from base 333 to 1877 and encodes 514 amino acids. Gene Ontology annotation, biological process: transmembrane transport; phosphate ion homeostasis. The transcript is spliced from 4 exons. The record is from RefSeq and is a predicted model, not a curated record.